AUGGGCCAGCAUUCUCCGCCCCAGGAUCCUGAUGAAUGGCUCAAAGACGCACUCGAUAUGCCUUUUUUCAUGCAAAACCUCAACUAUUCCCGCGAAAACACUGCGCUGCAGGCGCUUGCUGCUCUGCAGCACGAAGGCAGCCCCUCCGAGGUCGCCGCCAACUUUAAGCUCCACGCCGACGAGUGCUUCAGAGCAAAAAAAUACAGUGAUGCCGCAAGAUAUUAUAUCCGUGCGCUUCAUACAUCUUCCUGCAUUGUUUUCCGCAGGGCCUGUCUCCUCAACCAGGCUGCCUGCCAUCUUGCGCUCGGUAAUAACCGUCUGGCACUCGGAUGCUGCCAGCAGGUUCUUGACUGCCAUCCCAACGACGCCAAGGCCUUGUAUCGUGCAGCAAAGGCAUGUUUUAUGCUUGAUCGGCUUGAAGAAUGUCUUCAAUACAUUGCUCGCUGUAUAUCUGUCUAUCCUGUACAGCCGUCACCUGCAUCUUCAAGUGAUACACGUAUACACGGACAGACAGACGAGUAUACACAAAAUACACAAAAAAACGCAGACAUACAGGGAAACGCGUGUAUACACUCUGACAGCGUGUCUGAGACGCUCAGGGCACUCGAAGAACUCCAGGCCAGGGCGCGUCAGCGUAUUGCAUGUCUCGAGCAGCGGGCAGCCGACGCGUGUGCACGCGAGCAAUUAGCACAGAGAAAAAAGAAUACACUUAUACACGCACUCAAGGUGAUUCUGAUUCAUAUACACUGGUGGACGCGUACUGACGCGUCAGACACGCGGCAUCCGCCACGCGUAUCAGACUUUAUUACAGAGGUGGCAGAAACAUGCACCCUUAGCGAGGUCCUCAACUAUGUCUUGGGCUCGAAGCCCGAGUGGGACCAGGCGGGCGAGUAUAGGGCAGAUAGCGUCUCUGUCUGCAUGGAGGCUGAGACUGGGGUCGUGAGGAUACAUCGGGACACACGGGUGAUCGAUGCCGUGCGGAUCUGCGGCGCAGAGCUGCUCGACGGCGUUGUCCGUAUCCUCGUUUUGCCAACAGGACGCAUUGCUGAGUGGCUCGAGACAAGCGGGAGGCACUGGUGCACGUGA
Messenger RNA from Pneumocystis jirovecii RU7, 1086 nucleotides. RefSeq lists its product as uncharacterized. The coding region runs from base 1 to 1086 and encodes 361 amino acids. The transcript has 2 exons. The record is from RefSeq and is a predicted model, not a curated record. Gene Ontology annotation, molecular function: Hsp90 protein binding. Lineage: Eukaryota; Fungi; Ascomycota; Pneumocystomycetes; Pneumocystales; Pneumocystaceae.